Molecule: messenger RNA, 1335 nt
Organism: Guillardia theta CCMP2712
Lineage: Eukaryota; Cryptophyceae; Pyrenomonadales; Geminigeraceae
Exons: 4
Coding region: 1-1335 (444 amino acids)
Source: RefSeq, a predicted model, not a curated record
AUGUGCGAAACAACAAGUCAAACGAGUUUUGAAGCGCAACAAGGCAUCAGAUUGGGCCUGAGCUCUCAAGCUCUGAGCCUGAGCACCGCCGCCGCCGCCGUCACUGCCGCGCCGGCCGCCUGGCAAGCUCUCAGCCUGACUCGACCUGACUCGAGUGAGCUCCCAAGCUCUCAGCCUGACUCGAGUGAGCUCCCAAGCUCUCAGCCUGACUCGAGUGAGCUCCCAAGCUCUCAGCCUGAGCUCUCAACUGCUCAACCUCAACCUGAAUUGUCUCAUGAUGAUGCCGAAAAUUUCGUUUACACUAAGGAUUCGAAGUGUCCUGGGCAGCCGCACAUUGGCAAAUUUUUGAAUAGCGUGGGCGAAAAUCUGACCGAUUGGCCAAUCGCGCCUCCCUGCAAGACGUUUGAUCAGUUUUGGCAAGACAUUCAAUCGAAAAUUUCAAAGCCUCACCACGAGAACCCCAUCAAUUUUGACUAUGUCGAAGACCCGGAGGCGCAAGAAGCGUUGGAAAUUGCAUAUAAUGAAUACAUGGUCCCAGUUUUGUUGAAGGUGUUGCAGAUGGUAGCGAUCAUUCAUGGAGUGAAAGAUCUACCGCAUGAAGAGCUAUGGAAACGUCUUGGAAAUUGCUUGCGGCCACGAGAAGAGUCAAAUGUGUCGCCAAGGAUGAACCCUUUGUUGAUUGACAAAGUUAUCCUUGGCCUAAUGCAGAAUGAGAACGUCAAGAAGUGCAUUGAAACAAAAAUCCCUACCGACGAAAAAUUUGAAAAGAAAUUGAAAUAUGUUGCCCGAGCAUACGCGCCGAAUGUCAAUGAAGCAUGUACUGGAGUGCAUGCAUCCAGAAUGCCUAUGAGGUCCUACAUCGCGUAUCAUUCACACGUGAAAAGAUUGAAGAGGGUUGCAGUUUCUGCGAAGCUAAUCUGUAAGACGAGGGUCAUGAAGAAAAUCUGGCUGAAGAAAAACUUGAAGAUGUUUUCCACUCGAGACCAUGGCCAUGGACUCAGUCUCAAAACUAGUCUCACCAUGAAACUCAAGCAACUUGGCCUAGACCGUGAGAACAUCAUUGCUAUGACUUUGAACUCAGAUGCUGCGCUGCUUAUCCGGAAUCUCGGUGGAGACACCAAGCAUACAGAAAUUAGUUUCACGGUGUUUGUUCCCAAGAAGUAUUGCAAAAAUCUUCAGCAAUGGGCGGAAGAGGAAAAGCGCAUAAGACAAGCUUCGGACGCUUGUACCCUAAUGAUAAUUCCUUUGUCAGACACUACAGCAACUCUGAAAUUCAAUUUCUGGGAGCCCUAUCAGCCUGACAUAGUAUCCAUUCUCAGAGAUGAGCAGAUUUAA